Molecule: messenger RNA, 1140 nt
Organism: Sphenostylis stenocarpa
Lineage: Eukaryota; Viridiplantae; Streptophyta; Magnoliopsida; Fabales; Fabaceae
Source: the annotation of a GenBank genome assembly
AUGGAUGACAUAGUAGAUUGGUCUGAACUUCCCAUUGAGUUAUGGCCCAAGAUCGGAAAAUCUCUGGAUAACCACGCGGAUGUUGUGAGGUUUCGCAGUGUUUGUGAGUCAUGGCGAUCUUCCAUCCCUCCCUCUCUUCCCAAUUCUCCUUCUUUUCCUAUGCAGAUUCCUCAGCCCAUAAACCAAUCCAUAGACACCGUGCUAAACCAAGCCACAGUCUUUAUUAUUGAACCAAGCCUUGGAGCCUCCAAUUUAGAGCCCUUGGCACCUUCUUCCAAAGGGUGGUUGAUCAAGGUUGAGGAAUCAAAGAAUCACGCCUUCGCUUUGCUUAGUCCAAUAUCCGAUCGCAAAAUCCUGUACCCUCAUGCCACCAGUUCUUCCAUGUCGUGGAACUUGUUGAACUAUAGGGUCAUUGAGUUAUGCAAAUCAUACACCAUUCACAGUCGCUUAUCUGCCACUGUGAGCAAAGUUGCGUUCUUUCCCAAUUCUCCUUGGAUUGGGGUUGAGGAUUCCGUGGCUUGUUGCAUUUUUUUGGAGGGGAAGUUGGGGUUCAUGAGACAUGGGGAUGAGAAAUGGACCCUUGUGGAUGACAGAAACUUUUUCUACGAUGAUGUUAUAGUGUUCAAGAGUCAGUUUUAUGUCACUGACAAGUGGGGUACCAUUUCAUGGGUUGAUACCUCUUCCUUGAAGUUGGUGCAGUUUUCUCCUCCCUUGUGUGGCUUUGGGAACAAGAAGCAUUUGGUGGAGUCAUGUGGAAGUCUCUAUGUUGUUGAUAGGUUCUAUGAAAGUGAACCCCCCAGAAGAAGGAACUACGUUGGACGUGCAGAUCGUGAUGCUGCGGUGGAGUUUUUCAAGGUUUAUAAGUUGGAUGAAGAGUGGGGAACGUGGGUGGAUGUGAAAAACUUAGGGGGUAGAGCAUUUGUUUUGGGUAAUAGUUGUAGCUUCUCUAUUUCUGCUAAAGAGAUAACUGGCUACCAAGAGAAUUGCAUCUAUUUCACAGACAUCUUUGAUGUUCGUAUGUACAAUUUAGAGGAUCGUAGUAUUAUGGCCAUUGACUUUGAUCCGUGCAUCGACAAGUCCCUGUGUUCUCACUCAUCCUGGCUGAGAAUUGGAGGACAAAACCAGCUUCGCAAUAACUGA